AGGCGGCACUGAUAGACAGCACUGAUAGGUGGCACUGACUGGCAUCACUGCUGGGCACUGACUGGCGGCACUGCUAGGCAUUGACUGGCGCAACUGCUGGGCACUGACUGGUGGCACUGACUGGCAGCACUGAUGGGCACAGGUGGGUGGCUCUGGUGGGCACAGGUGGGUGGCUCUGGUGGGCACAGGUGGGUGGGCAAAGGUGGGUGGCACUGCUGGGCACAGGUGGGCGGAACUGGUGGGUGGCACUGGUGGGCACUGCUGGGCACAGGUGGGCGGAAUUGGUGGGUGGCACUGCUGGGCACCGAUGCCCAGUGCCCUGAU
Messenger RNA from Staurois parvus, 324 nucleotides. NCBI's taxonomy places the organism in Eukaryota, Metazoa, Chordata, Amphibia, Anura, Ranidae. The record is from the annotation of a GenBank genome assembly.